Molecule: messenger RNA, 3157 nt
Organism: Talaromyces stipitatus ATCC 10500
Lineage: Eukaryota; Fungi; Ascomycota; Eurotiomycetes; Eurotiales; Trichocomaceae
Exons: 9
Coding region: 53-3157 (1034 amino acids)
Biological process (GO): protein N-linked glycosylation; oligosaccharide metabolic process
Cellular component (GO): endoplasmic reticulum membrane
Molecular function (GO): Glc3Man9GlcNAc2 oligosaccharide glucosidase activity
Source: RefSeq, a predicted model, not a curated record
CUCCAAUCUCUGGUUCUCCGCACUCCGUGCUUCGCGAUCUGAAUCCCCCACCAUGGUCGUCGUCAACGACGUCGAGUACCUCUGCGACGAGGAAAGGAGGCUGCAGGAAGGCCGCGCGCGAAAGCGAUACUGGAAGAAAUGGGGUCCUUAUGUUGCCGAGAGACAAUGGGCGACCGUGCGCGAGGAUUAUUCUGAAAACGGUGAUGCAUGGAGUCACUUCUCCCAUGAUCAUUCCCGCUCAAGAGCCUACCGAUGGGGUGAGGAUGGUAUAGCCGGAGUGUGCGACACACACGGUCAGCUCAACAUUGCAUUUUCCUUCUGGAACGAGAAAGACGACUUCCUCAAGGAACGACUUUUCGGUCUUUCGAACCCACAGGGAAACCAUGGUGAGAGUAUCAAAGAAUGCCAUUUCCAUCUUGACAAUACGCCCUCGCACUCCUACAUGAAAUAUCUGUACAAAUACCCCCAGAAAAGGUUCCCCUAUCAAGAUCUAAUUGAUGAGAAUGCGCGGCGCGGAAAGCAAGACCGGGAAUAUCACCUACUUGAUACGGGCAUUUUCAACGAAAAUCGAUACUGGGACAUUUUCAUCGAGACUGCCAAGGAGGCAGACGACGAAGAGGAACUGUCAUUCCGAGUGAUUGCAUACAACAGAGGCCCGGAACCGGCACCUCUGCAUAUCGUGCCACAGGUGUGGUUCCGAAACACCUGGACCUGGGGCUGGGAGGACAAGUCCAAGAAGCCUAUCAUUAAACAGGAGAGUCCUCUCAAAGUCAAGUCUUCGCACCAUGCUUUGGGAGACCGUUACGUCACUCUAUCUCCUUCCCCGUCAUUCAACGGAAGUGAGGAAGAUAUUCAACCCCGCAUGCUCUUCACAGAAAACGACACCAACAAUGAAGCGUUGUAUGGAACGAAGAACGACCAACCCUACGUCAAGGAUGCAUUCCACCGAUAUAUUGUUGAUGAAGAACAAGAUGCCGUCAACCCGGCCAACGAGGGUACCAAAUUCGCAGCUUGGUACGCUUUUGACGAGGGCGAUGGCGUUCCACCUGGCGAGUGCGCUGUUGUUCGAUUCCGAUUCUCCAGGAAGAAUGAAGACUAUGUCAAUGAGGAACAACUUGACAAUGUGAUUGAACAGCGAAGAUCGGAAGCGGACGAUUUCUAUUACCGUAUUAACCCUCUUCCAAUGACGGAAGAUCUCCGAAAUAUUCAAAGACAAGCUCUUUCGGGAAUGUUGUGGACAAAACAGUAUUACCACUUUAUCUGGGAUCAAUGGGCUAAUGGUGACCCUGCCAUGAUACCUCCUCCGCCGGGCCGGAAGAACGUUCGCAAUCAGCAAUGGAGACAUAUGUACCUGGAUGAUAUCCUGUCUAUGCCGGAUGCGUGGGAAUAUCCUUUCUUUGCCGCAUGGGAUACUGCCUUCCAUUGUAUUCCAUUGGCUAUGGUCGAUCCUGAAUUCGCUAAGAAGCAACUUGACCUGCUUACGAGAGAAUGGUACAUGCAUCCCAACGGUCAACUUCCAGCUUACGAGUGGAACUUUGGUGAUGUCAAUCCGCCAGUGCACGCUUGGGCCGUCUUCCGAACGUUCAAAAUCGAGCGCAAGAUGUACGGCCGGCAGGACCUGGACUUCUUAGAGCGUGUCUUCCAGAAGCUACUGUUGAACUUUACCUGGUGGGUAAACCGCAAGGAUGCUGACGGCAAAAACGUCUUUGAGGGAGGUUUCUUGGGUCUUGAUAACAUUGGCUUGUUCAACCGUUCUGAGCCAUUGCCCACAGGAGGUGUUUUGGAACAAGCGGAUAGUACCGGCUGGAUGGCUUUCUACUGUCUCAGCAUGUUGAACAUUGCUCUUGAACUUGCAAAGCACCGUCGCACUUAUGAAGAUAUUGCGUCGAAAUUCUUCGAACAUUUCAUCCUCAUCUCUGAUGCCAUGUCAUUCAGGAACCAGGAUGGAUUGACUUCUCUAUGGAACGACGAAGACAGUUUUUACUACGAUUCCAUCUCAUACGGUGGACCCUGGUCGCAACAACUCCCGGUUCGAUCUCUGGUCGGUCUAAUUCCUCUAUAUGCAGUUUCUACACUCGAACCCGAGAUUAUCAACCGUUUUCCGUCGUUCAAGCGGCGCCUUAACUGGUUCAUUGAGAACAAAAACGAUGUUGCCGAACGCAACAUUGCUAGUAUGAGUCAUCGCGGUAAAGACGAUCGAUUGCUUCUCGCUCUUGUCAGCAAAGACCGCCUAGAAAAGAUCCUCAAACGCAUGCUUGAUGAGACAGAAUUCUUGUCAGAUCAUGGCAUUCGCUCCCUGUCCAAGUACCAUGAGAAACACCCAUUCUCGAUGGAUGUCAAUGGUCAGAAGUUCACGGUCGGAUACGUCCCUGGUGACUCUGACAGUGGACUAUUUGGCGGCAACAGCAAUUGGCGCGGCCCAAUCUGGAUCUGUGUCAAUUUCUUGCUCAUUGAAUCCCUCUUGAGAUUUUACAUGUUUUACGGUGACUCUUUCAAGAUUGAAUGUCCGACCGGCUCUGGUGACUACAUGCAUUUGGGUCAUGUUGCUGAAGAACUUCAGCACCGACUGCAGCACUUGUAUGUUAGGGACUACGACGGACGCCGUGCCAUUAACAACGGUAAUGAUCUGCUCGACUUCGAUGAGCAUUGGAGGGAUUACUUGUGGUUCUAUGAGUUCUUUGACGCCGACACGGGUCGCGGUCUAGGUGCAUCUCACCAAUGUGGUUGGACCGGCCUACUCGCCAAGGUCAUCCACGACACUGGAUUGAACUGCCGUCUCCCCCAAACUCCUCGCACUCCCACCAGCGCAGCAGCACAUUACUUCGACGACGUCUUCAGUCGUCCCAACAGACCACCCAAGGGAAAUCGCAGGCCCGGCCGUUUUCUCCGGCGUUCAUCGACUAGCCGCUCAAUCGGGAAUCGCAGUGAUUUUGAAGCUAGCAUCCAUGGAGGCGAAGCCGAUGACGAAAACGAAGAUGCGGUGUCUACCAAUGGCACGGUACCGCAUAGUGAUCGCAUGGAAGAAAAUUUUACUAGCUAUAUUGCGGAUCAACUUAAUCGUGUUAGAAAUAACACGACGCUGGGGGCAUAUGAGGAUGAGUUUGUGACGGAGGCUGAUCACGAUGGAAAUGGGACCAACGGGACCAAUGGACAUUAG